Vicugna pacos (alpaca) is the source of this 1504-nucleotide messenger RNA. It is a transcript of the gene TFB1M, whose product is annotated as transcription factor B1, mitochondrial. Gene Ontology annotation, biological process: transcription initiation at mitochondrial promoter; rRNA methylation. The record is from RefSeq and is a predicted model, not a curated record. NCBI's taxonomy places the organism in Eukaryota, Metazoa, Chordata, Mammalia, Artiodactyla, Camelidae. Gene Ontology annotation, cellular component: mitochondrial matrix. Gene Ontology annotation, molecular function: rRNA (adenine-N6,N6-)-dimethyltransferase activity; mitochondrial transcription factor activity.
GCUCCUCCCCCGCCCGUAGUUUAAGAACGGCGGGGAAGGCCCGGUGUGCGACCUGUACUGUCCGGCUGGGGGUCAUGGCUGCUACGAGGACGCUCAACACGUUCCGUCUCCCGCCGUUGCCCACGAUUCGAGAAAUCAUUAAGUUGUUUAAACUGAAAGCAGUGAAACAGCUAUCCCAGAAUUUUCUCCUGGACUUGAGGCUGACAGAUAAAAUUGUGAGGAAGGCUGGCAACCUGACAGAUGCUUAUGUUUACGAAGUGGGCCCCGGGCCAGGGGGGAUCACGAGAUCCAUUCUGAAUGCCAGUGUCACUGAACUCCUGGUGGUUGAAAAGGAUAGUCGAUUUAUCCCUGGAUUACAGAUGCUUUCUGAUGCAGCACCUGGAAAACUGAGAGUUGUCCAUGGAGAUGUGCUGACAUUUAAGGUAGAAAGGGUUUUUCCACAAAGUCUCAAAAGACGUUGGGAGGAUGAUCCUCCAAAUGUACAUAUUAUUGGAAACCUGCCUUUUAAUGUAUCAACUCCACUGAUUAUCAAGUGGCUGGAAAAUGUUUCUCUUAGAAAUGGACCUUUUGCUUACGGCAGAACCCAGAUGACGUUGACUUUCCAAAAGGAAGUGGCAGAGAGACUUACAGCCACUACAGGAAGCAAACAGCGAAGUCGCCUUUCCAUUAUGGCCCAGUACCUCUGUGACGUUCAACACAUCUUGACAAUCCCAGGUCGGGCUUUUAUCCCCAAACCAGAGGUGGACGUGGGGCUGGUGCACUUCACCCCCCUGACCCGGCCCAGGAUAGAGCAGCCGUUCAAGCUGGUGGAGAAAGUCGUUCAGAACGUUUUUCAGUUCCGAAGGAAAUACUGCCAUCGAGGGCUCAGAAUGUUGUUCCCUGAAGCUCAGCGCUUAGAAAGCACUGGAAAACUGCUACAGUUGGCAGACGUGGACCCCACUCUUCGACCCAUCCAGCUCUCUGUCUCCCACUUUAAGAGCCUCUGUGACGUGUACCGGAAAAUGUGUGACGACGACCCACACCUCUUUGCUUACAAUUUCAGAGAAGAACUCAAGCAAAAAUCAGAAAAUAAGAGGUGACAAGGAGAGGCGCAGACCACAGCUGCUGCUACAAGGGCUAGCAGCCGGCUGAGUGUUGAUUUUCACAAGCCGAACUGCUCGUGUGCACGCUCACCAGAGGUGACUGACUUCCCUCGUACGGUACAGCUUGGUAAAGAGAAUAAAUAUCAUCAAAUAAGUACAGUACAAGCUUCCUUUUAAUAUAUAUACUGCGUAGAUAUGACAUGUUUUCGUAUAAACAGCGUCUAUUACAACCUUACAAAAAUGAAGUAUUUGCACUUGUACCCCGAACCCACAUUAGAAUAAUUUAAAUAUGCUUUAAAUAAAGCAAACCCAACAGCUCAAAGAAAAUGCCCAGAGGAUCGGGGGAAAAAAUGACCUUUUAAAAGCUAAUAAUCACACCUUCCCCACCUUUUUCCACAUAAAUUAAAUUAAUUAGAAAGCGG